AUUAAAAAGGAAGCGUCAUAGAGCGUCGACAGUUAUUGUGUCAUCAGCCUGCGUCAUAGUGCGAAGAUGGCGUCGGUGGAUUUAAGAGAUAAUCUGCUGGGCAUCUCGUGGGUGGACAGUGGCUGGGUGCCCAUCCUAAACCCCAGCAAUGUACUGGAGUAUUUCUCCGAGAGGAGCAACCCCUUCUAUGAUCGCACCUGCAACAACGAGGUGGUCAAAAUGCAGAGAUUAACCCUGGAUCACCUCAAUCAGAUGGUUGGUGUGGAAUAUAUUUUGCUUCACGCUCAGGAGCCGAUUCUGUACAUCAUCAGAAAACAGCAGAGACAGUCACCAACACAAGUGAUCCCUCUUGCUGACUACUAUAUUAUAGCUGGAGUGGUGUAUCAAGCGCCUGACCUGGGAUCAGUCAUCAGUUCCAGAGUGCUCUCAGCGGUUCAUGGGAUUCAGUCUGCGUUUGAUGAGGCGAUGUCUUUCUGCAGGUACCACCCGUCCAAAGGGUACUGGUGGCACUUUAAAGACCAGGAGGAGAGAGAAAGGGUAAAGCCUAAAUCUAAGCGGAAAGAGGAGCCGAGUUCUUUGUUCCAAAGGCAGAGAGUUGACACACUGCUACUGGAUCUGCGCAAUAAAUUUCCCCCAACUUUCUAUCAGCCCAAACCAGGAGAGAAGCCUCUCCCAGUGGAGGUAAAGAAAGAACCAGAAGUGCCGGUUGAGACCGUGAAGCCUCCAGAAGAGCGAGAGACGAAACCUCCAGCCCCACCUGGCCCUCCUCGGCCAGCUCCACAAACUACACCCAACAAACCACCUCCUGAGAAGCGUGCACGCCUGCAGUGACACACAUGCCGGUCAGCCACAAACAACUUUAAUGCUGCAGGACUUCUGUGGACAUUUCUCUGCACCAGCUAACCAAGGGUGGACUGUUACGGUUAUUGUAUAUAAAUGCAGUUUCUUCAUAAUUUAAUAGUUUUUGUAAUAAGGGAACUGAAAUGUCUGUAUUUCAUCUUGAUGUCAUUUUUCAUAUUACAGUGUUGCGGAGUUGUAGUAUUAUGCCAUUCAAUCACUCACAGUAAAAAUACACAGUUUUCUAAAACCUGUCUUUUUCUGAUUAAAAAAUGUUUAUGUA
This is a messenger RNA of Onychostoma macrolepis, 1120 nucleotides long. It is a transcript of the gene med6, whose product is annotated as mediator complex subunit 6. Lineage: Eukaryota; Metazoa; Chordata; Actinopteri; Cypriniformes; Cyprinidae. The transcript has 8 exons. Gene Ontology annotation, molecular function: transcription coactivator activity. Gene Ontology annotation, biological process: regulation of transcription by RNA polymerase II. Bases 67 to 831 code for a protein of 254 amino acids. Gene Ontology annotation, cellular component: mediator complex; core mediator complex. The record is from RefSeq and is a predicted model, not a curated record.